Messenger RNA from Rattus rattus (black rat), 1395 nucleotides. It is a transcript of the gene Fkbp14, whose product is annotated as FKBP prolyl isomerase 14. The record is from RefSeq and is a predicted model, not a curated record. Gene Ontology annotation, molecular function: peptidyl-prolyl cis-trans isomerase activity; calcium ion binding. Lineage: Eukaryota; Metazoa; Chordata; Mammalia; Rodentia; Muridae. The transcript is spliced from 4 exons. The coding region runs from base 161 to 796 and encodes 211 amino acids.
AAUGUGAGUUCCCAGUAUGUGUGAAAGUUCGUAGUAAAGUGCCACGUCUUCCUGGGAGAGUGUCUGUUGGGGGAAUCCUGAACUUGUCCUAAGCUGUCGUCUGCUUUCGGCACAUUUUUAACUCUAUGAAGGUCGGAGGCCUUUCCUCUGCUUUGGUAACAUGAGGUUUUUCUUGUGGAAUGCGAACUUGACACUGUGGGUCACGGUUUUGAGUGGAGCUCUGAUCCCCGAGCCAGAAGUGAAGAUCGAAGUUCUUCAGAAGCCAUUCAUCUGCCAUCGCAAGACCAAGGGAGGGGAUCUGAUGUUGGUCCACUACGAAGGCUAUUUAGAAAAGGAUGGCUCCCUGUUUCAUUCCACUCACAAACAUAACAAUGGCCAGCCCGUCUGGUUCACCCUGGGCAUACUGGAGGUUCUCAAAGGCUGGGACCAAGGCUUGAAGGGAAUGUGUGUGGGAGAGAAGCGAAAGCUCACCAUUCCUCCUGCCCUGGGCUAUGGCAAAGAAGGAAAAGGUAAAAUCCCCCCAGAGAGCACACUGAUAUUCAACAUUGACCUCCUGGAAAUUCGAAAUGGCCCAAGGUCCCACGAGUCAUUUCAAGAAAUGGAUCUCAACGACGACUGGAAACUCUCUAAGCACGAGGUGAAAGUCUAUUUACAGAACGAGUUUGAGAAGCACGGUGCAGUGGUGAACGAAAGCCAUCAUGAUGCUUUGGUGGAAGAUAUUUUUGAUAAAGAAGAUGAAGACAAAGAUGGGUUUAUAUCUGCCAGAGAAUUUACAUAUGUGCAUGACGAACUGUAGGGAAGCAGCUGCCGUUUUUACACGCAUUCAUUUCUAACGGGGAGGCAGCACCUUUUUAAACAAAGCUUUUUUUCCUUUGCCUUUCUUGUUUUUAGUUUUAUAUUAUUUUUCUAUUAUUUAAAGGACCCCAGAGACUUUGUAAAUAUCCCUAGCUUUCUGGUAAGUUAUUGGGCAGUGACAGGUGUCUCUGCGUAGAGGACUACUGGGCUGCUCUCCUGUUCACACAGAGGCUGGUCUUGCUUGCUUGCUUCUAAUGGUAACAUAGUGCAUCUAGAAACACGCCACAGCAUACACUCACGGUGGAGCAUAAACCAGUGCCCUGGCCGUCUGCCUCCCUCUGUUUUCUCAAAGUUCUUUUACUGGCGUAUUCUUCCGUGAUAGUCCAAGGCGCUGUUUUCAGGUUACACUGAAGUAGUGUUUUCCUCACCUGCUUUUGAGUUCCUGCUGUGGACAGGAGGAAUAUGGUGGGCCUUAUUCCUUAACAGCUUUGGCCUCACUGUGGAGAUAUACAAUGUCGAUGGGUAAGGGAGGCAGUAACUCAAAAUAGGUGUUCAGAGACUUCCCAGUGGCUAAUAAACUAUUACAAUGAGCCAGACAAA